ACCAAGGAAACCAGUCAACGCCGCGGUGAUGAAACAGGAAACUGAGGUUUACAUAAGCCGUAUCGUCGUUAUUUAGUGAUCGUCAUCUUCUCUCGCAUUUCGGCUUUGCCUCCCCGCACACUUUCGCCCCGGACCCAGCGCUCGAUAAUGGUCUUUGUGAAUGGCAAAAAGUUCGCCUGCGAAUCCUGCAUCAAGGGCCACCGCUCGUCCUCGUGCCAUCAUACCCAGCGCCCGCUCUUUGAGAUCAAGAAGAAAGGCCGCCCCGUGUCGCAGUGCGAGAAAUGUCGGGAACUGCGCCAGUCGCGCCGGGUGCAUUCGAAAUGCAACUGCCCGCAGGAGGAACAGCCCUCUCGCGGUCUGCUGCUGCCUUCGUCCUCAGCCAAAUCCCGGAGAUAUAUUCCCGUCGCUCCGGCACUCCCCAACGGAUUGCGGGAUGCUCUGCGGUCCGAACCCACUCCCGGACCUUCUAAUUCUCGGCAGCGAGUGGACUCAUUGCUGAACCCCUGCGGAUGCCGAAGCGGAUGCAAAUGCAAUUGCCGAGGCUCGGACUCGGGCGGCCUUGCUGCGUUAGCGCAUGCUGCGGUCAUGUGUUGCAGCAGUGGGAACACCGAAGCCACCUCUUCCCCCAAUCCGAUAGCCCCAUCGGACCUCCCUCCGACGAGACCCAAACGGCCACUCUCACGGCCCAACAGUCCCCAGCACGGCCUCCCACACAAGCGCAGUAAGCGGCCGGCGAGCACACGCAUUCCCGGCCCGGCCCUCCCGCCGCUGCUCUGCACCGAGGACGACGGCCCGACGCUGUUCGUGCCCGUCUUUGCGACGAUGCCGCCGAUGAGCACGAUCAAGUCGCUCGCUGGUUCCGGGUGCUGCUGCGGUGUCGAGUGCGCGUGCCCCGGAUGCGUGCAGCACCGCGGCUCGGAGCACGCCGACACUGCGCGCCCGGACUGUGCCGACGGAUGUGGCACGUGCGUCGACGCUCAGGCCCCGCGCGACAUCAUGAACAAGAGCCCGAGCCCGUUCUACAUCAGCUCGACGAUCAUCGACGACUUCCUCGCGCGGGCUGCGGCGCUGCCCGCGCCGCCGAGCAAGGCCAGCCGCAGCUGGGACCUGGACCCGCGGGAUGUGAGCACCGCCCCCGUGGGCCAGGUGCGCCUCCCGAAGCUGGAGUGUUGCAGUGGCAAAUGCGCGUGCGUGCCCGGCGCCUGCCGGUGCGUGCAGAGUUGCAAUGGGCGCUGUGCCGAGCAUCGCGCGAGGCAGACGCCACGGCAUCAAACGAUCGUGGCUCCUUCUCCCGCGAAGAGCUGCUGUACUGGCUGAUGAUACUUACCUGUGCUUGGCACAAUAUUUGUAUUGAGGUAAACUCGGGAUGUCUACAAUGUACACCAGAUUCAGCAGGCAAUUUAGUUGUCCGUGCGCGGCAGGUUUAAUGAGGAUCCAUUACAGUGUAUACAAAAUACAAACGAGAAGAUACAAGAAUUAGAUCUGACCGGCAUGAAGAUUCCCCGCCACGCUGCGAGGCGUCCGUGUAGAUUAGACUCUAAGAGCCACCAGUGAGUGAUAUACUCAAAAGCGAGUGAAUCGAAAGCAAGUGAAUCGGCUCACGUGUCAUCUAAUCCAGUAUCGCCGAGGGAUUGAGUGGGUGAACAGAAUCGAAGAAAGCUUGCGCACCGUGGUACUCGAACUGGGUCUGAAACCAGGUGAACAAGAUCCGAGGUCGAGGGGGGAGAACCGCGCACCUUCUUUGGGUUAUCUGGAGCAUGUCGGAUAUAGCGGGCGUUGUCCACAGGACUGCAGAGCAUGAGAUCAGAGGAGAGCAGUAGGAUGGACAGGAUGUGAUAUUCGCACAGCUCUUUCUUCUGUACGCACAGAUGUCAGAUCGACACAGGCCGUACACUGGAAGACUGACUUUGCAAGAAGCCAGCAUGCUCUGCAGGGUGAUACAAACCGCCACUACGCUGAGUACCGGGGACCUGCCCAACGGUCAGAUUAGAUGAUAGGGGUCGUGUGAUAACGAGGCUUCACCACUCGCUACCCAGGAUAGAGGCGCAGAUCUUGCACGCACUCGAUCAAAAAUCAAGAGUAGGUAGUUCACACAGUUCGCUUACAUGACCAUUAGAGUAUACAUGCUGCAGCCGAGGGCGUCAGUCCAUCGCCAGAGCGUAUCGACGAUCGCAGACGCACCGGGUGCACCGGGGCUGCUCGUCCCUCGGUGACGACGAAUUGGACUGCCGGGGCGGAGAUGGGGUAGCCCGAGUCAAAGCGAAAUUGGAGCGUAUACACCUCGGACUUUGGGUGCCAGGUUUGCAACGGCGAACCGAGAAGAGAGGAGAAGAGCCUGUGCGGCAAAGGCGUACCUGGUAAACCGAUUCUCCCAUGACUUCGAUCGUGAACCACCUGGCGGGAGGAGAACGGAUGCGAUUGAACGAUUCAUACAGAAUGAGCGUAAAUGUGUGAAGUUUACCACGUCGCGAAGUCAUCGGCCUUGAGGAGAUUGAUUCCUGGGUGGCUAAUUAGCACCCGGUCGGCUGCGAAGUCACGGACACAAAACGCACCAACAGGACAUCCGUCAGAUUUGAUCUCGUUAAGUUCUUUGGCAAGUCGUUUGGUAGCGAUGACAGACAUGAGAAGACGAGGAAAUUGUGGACGGAAAGCAAGAAAUGGAGACAAGAACGAGGACAGAGAUCACGAAGUCGCGUAACACGCGAUGUUUGGUGGCUGUGCGUGCCAAACACGGCCUCGCUAUAAAAUUGAGGCUGUGUGGGUAUAUUUUCCCAAAUGUCAUUGGCCUCUCCGCUUUAGAGUCACUUGUCAUCCCGCAAAUCCUAGGGACGCCAGGCGCUCGUGGAGAGGCAGAACGUAUCUGUCAUCCUACACCACACCCGGACAGUGAAUCCUCGCUUCUCGACGUGGUCUAGCUUGGCACAUUUUCCACUGCAUCCAGUGUACUCUUCAUCUUUUACUCGUACCGAUGUCUACAUAGCCAGCAAUAAAUUCUAUCAUUCGGCUUCCUGAACUCCUGCUUCUGCAGCUCGUCGUUCUCGGUCCUUGUUGAUGUCACCGAGAAUGCUCGCCGCACCGUGGUCGAUGAGGACUCUCGCCAGACGCUCCCCGAGAGCUUGUGCCUCCUCGAGGCUGUCGACAUUUUCCUUCAUGGUGUGCUGGACGUGUAAAGACCCAUCAAGGGCGGUCACACAGCCAGUCAACUCUAACUCUCCCUUCGCCAUGUCCAUCCGCGUGAAAACGCCCACAGGAACACUGCAGCCACCCUCGAGCACACGCAAACACCCUCGCUCGGCGUACGUGGCCCACUUCGUUUGCAGAUGCGUAAUUUUCUUGCACAGCGCUAGGGCCUCGGGAUCGUCGCUCCGGAUCUCGAUUGCGAGUGCGCCUUGGGAGACUGCGUGAUGCAGCGUCGGCGGCAGGAGAUCAGAAGUGAUGCGUGCGCCCUGGCCCAAACGGACCAUCCCCGCUUUCGCGAGAAUCAGUGCUGCGUAUGGACCGUCCUCGGCAUCGAGUUUGGCCAGUCGCGUGUUGCUGGAUGAGUUGCGUGAGGAAGAGAAUCUGUGGACGAUGUAGUAGCUUACAGAUUGCCCCGCUGCGAAGUUCCGAGUCUCGGUGAAUAUACAUCGCACGGGAUUAGAAGCCCGAACGCACCACAUCCAGGAAUUUCAGCUCGGGGAACUUGCGCUUGAGCUGUGCUACGCGCCGCACACUGCUCGUUCCGACCGCGCUUCCCGCAGGCAAGUCCUCCAACGUCUUCCAAUCCUUCCCGGCCUUGACGAUCAGACUGUCUACCGGAUCUUCGCGUUCCAGAACCGCACCGAUGGUGCAUCCCUCGGGUAAGGUCGUAGGCACAUCCUUGAAGGAGUGGAUGAGCAUAUCGACGUUCCCCUCCUUCAAUGCGACUUCGAGAUCCUUCGUCCAGAGUGCCUUCCCUCCGAGCAGGUACAACGCCUGGGACUGAUUCCUAUCGCCGGCGGUGGUCAUGAAGGACGUCGAGAACUGGGGCGCAUCUAUGCUAUCUUCCGGGAAGAGCCUCUGGAGCUCGGCAAGGACGAUAUUCGUCUGGAUCUUGGCUAGCUCGGAAGCGCGCGACGCGAGUACGAAUUUCCUUCCAGGCAUGGUGAGUAGGUGAAUGAGUAAGUAGACGGAAGAGCGACCGUUCCCGACUCGUGAUUCGAUUGUCAUCAAUCGCACUGCCACAGGUGCCAAUCUCCGCCCUCGGGAUGUACGACUUGGCGGGCUUGCCGGUCGUGUUCUUUGUCAGAAUAGGCAGUGUUAUUGACCAAGCAUGUCAAGUUCACGAGACUUGUGCACGUGGAUAUUGCACACCCGUCAUUAGCCUAUGUCGAGCUCAUCCGGUCCGACAGCGUAGAACAGCUUACCGGGUCCCGCAUCAACUUGCAGCGUGAGAGUGCCCGAGGAUGAGCAAUCCGGCAUGCACAGAUGGUAUAAUUCUUCUCCGGCCCUCUCACUUCCUCUGUCAAUAACGGGAGUUGGACGAUGUGGAAGAACUCGUCAUAAAGCUCGUUUGUUCGCUUCAUUCGAUGAAUUGAGCCUAGGAUAGACGGCAAGAUGGAAUGCAACGUACACUCCUUGGGGAACAGAAGUUGGUUAACCACAAUGUUGUGUGUGUCGAUUUCGUAAUUCGUCAAUUCUUGGACCAAACGCUCGGUUUCGUACAGAGAAAGGAACUCGGAAAUGCAGACGCAGACGAAUGUGGUCUUUUCCUGUUCCAAGCAAGAAUGAGAAUAGGUGCGGGGUGAAUAUGAUAGCACUUGCUGGGUCUUUGAAUUGUGUGUUGACCUCUGUAAUUACUUCACGCAUGGAUUCCAAUUUCGCAAACAUGUCCUCCUGGGAUCCGGCUUCCCCACCCAUCAUGCUUGACAUCUAGCCCCAGAUAAGAUAAGGCUGCGAAGUCUGAGUUAAUCUCAGCUUACCUGACUGAUCAUAGGUCCGAAUCGCGAGCCAAGAGAGCUCAGUUUGCCCAGAGCCUUCUCGAGAACCGUCGGGAACGAGAGGAAACGCAAGACUUGACAUGCCUGGACUCGAGAUGAGGAAGAAUCGCACCAGCCAGACAGCUUGCCUACUUCAUGAUCUCAGCAAAGCUCAUCGCUUCGUCGACACCAGGGAUCGCGAAUGCAAGAUCCUGCAUCAUGGACCCCAUCAUGCCGUUCGUGUCCGCUGCGCUCCAUGAGCGAGCGUCGGACGAAGAAGACGACAAGAAGACGCACAUUGCUCGACCAUUUCUUGUAUUGAGCUCGUGGGAUCGAUCUCCAUCGCGAACAGAUUAUCGAACCCGUUCACUUUCGUCGCGUCCUUGGAGAACUUCUGGCCAAAAGCAUCGGACAAGUUGUGUGCGGGGUCCGUAGACUAGAAGGUCAGUGGACGUGAGUGCCAAGGUCUGGUUCGCAUGGUAGGACGGCCGACAUACGAUGAGUAGCACGGACUUGCGGACUUUAGCCAGUUGAAUCGCAAGUGAACACGAUGUCGUGGUUUUGCCUGGGUUGAGUGGUAGGGAACGGUUUAUAUUCAGUGAGGCCGACUCCUGCAUCAAGGAUACACUUGCCUACACCACCCUUGCCACCUAGAGCGCGUACAAACGAGGGUGCGUAAGCCUUGUCCGUGGAAGUAACAGAGAAGCGGACGUGCCACAGAAGAUCCACUUGAGCGUGUCUUGGUCGAGCACGUUCUGCAGCGUCGGGGGCAACAGUUCCGCUUCCAUCGUAAUGUCUGAUUGGUGCGCGUCUUAAGUCGAGAUGCGGGCAGCGAGCAGCGGGCGCGGUACGUAUGUGAGAUCAAAAGUAGAAACGCGGCGUGUCACGUCAGAGCUUUCUGCUUUCCGCUAUCAUUCGCUCGAACCUGGUCGAUCGUCCCAGAACAUUCUGCGCGCAUGGCCAAUUCCGUCGUCGUGUUCAAAGCAUUGCAGCUGGCGAACGAGCAACGGAGCAGCUACGGCUUGCGAUACAAUGACUAUGCCCGCUACAGGAAACACUGUGCUAACAGGACGCAUCGGCUGCGUUCAACCCUCAAAAUGACACACGGACGAGGGAGGGAGUUUAAGAAAUUGCCUCCUCUGACGCCAGAGAUAGUCAAGGAUGGACAUCUUCAAUUGCUCCUUCUCGAAGCCGAAAGGGCUUGGGCGUAUUCACAAGAGCUGACGUCGUCCGCCCUUCACCCAUCCAAAGAAUCCCAAGCCAGCACUCUCCGUCACAGCGCCACUGGCCGCUUCAGACGCGCCGUGAAUUGGGCGACGCAAUUACUCUCCCUCUGCCAAUCGCUUUACAAAUCGGGCCGGUUUUCCGCCGAAAACCUGCUCCAAAUCUCCGCAUAUACCCUCAUCCUUAACGGGCGCUUUCUGCGUUAUCGAGAUGAAUUUGAUGACGCGCUGGUGCAGCUUAGUAUUGCCCGGGGGAUCUUGGACGAGCUGGCAGGUGCUGCUUCGACGAGCCGAGAGCAGGCGUUGGCUGUCUUGUUUGCUGAUGAGAUAGGCCCGGAGAUCCGGUACUGCGCGCACGAGCUUGGGCGGGCCAAGGCGUACGAUAUUGAUUCCAUCGUUGCAGAGAACUCGAGCAAGACGCGGAAUGAGAUGGUUGACGGGUAUGAUGCUCUUGUCAAAGCCCUUAAAACAGAUGGGGAACGCGCUGGUGCCAGUGGCAGCCGAAAGAAGCUGACGGAGCUUGUCUGGGAGGGCCAGCCUGUCCCUGUGCGCAACCCCGAGUUGGUUGAUGUGCUGCUUAAGGUCCAGGAGGCGGAGAUUAAGCUGGCGCCGGGUGAUUCAAAGAAGGCUGGAAAGAAAGGCGUUGCCUCAUACGAUGCCAUUUUGCUCGCCCUGAGUGACGCGGAGGAAGUCGCACGAAAGCUCUCUGAAACUCAACAGAUGAGUGGAUCGGGUACGACUGCUACCUCUGGUAGCACACGCGACAUCCAUUUAGUACAUGCGUAUAUCGUGUACCAGCUCCUCUCGAGGAGGAUCCAGCGGGAUCUCCUGCUUGUGACAGCAUUGGUCUCGUCGGAAUCUAGCAAGGGGAAGCCAGAACAAGUAGAUGGGCGAUUGUUCCCGGCCCUUGUCAAGUUGCUGGACACCGUGCUGCAGAGUUUGACUCAAAUGCGGACUCUUAGUAUCGUAGAUGAGAGUCCCGAUCUUGCAGCAGCCGUGGAGGCGCGGUUAUCGUAUACGAAAGCUCGCCGGAGUCUCUACCUCGGGCGUUCCUAUGCUCCGGUCAAGAAGUUCGCCGAAGCUCUGACAUUGAUCCAACACGCAAACAUCCACGUCCGGGAGACGACCACGAAUCUCUCACUUAUCAACGCCGACCCGAUCAAUGCGUCCAACCCGGGAUUCUACCCCCUCUCGCCUGGGAACGUGAGCGAAUUGGAGGGCACUUUGAGCAGCGAAGCUCUGCGCCUGAAGCGCGAGUGGUUUGCUUUCAACGGCGGGUCGCUUGAAGCUUCAUCCGCUGGACACAAGAAGCCGCUGUUCUUCGACAUCGCCGUGAACUACGUUGCAUUGGACAUGGCUGCGCUCAGACACCGCGCUGGUUUGGAGCCGCUCGAUGUCGAAACCGUCCCUGCACAGCCUGCGCGACAAGUCGCCAACGAGGAGACAGAGGCUGUUGCGCCAGAACCUGCCAAAUCGGCUGCUGCUGCCAAAGGUGGCUUGGGCAGUCUGCUUGGUGGAUGGUGGGGGAGGAGCUGAACGUUUUCGCGCAUCAAAUAAUGUACCUGUCUCUACUCGUAGAAAGUGGAGAAUUUGUGAUUUUUUCAUACUGCGCCUGGAGGAGAAUGCCUGAUCGUGAGUGCAUUGCUGUGUUUAUCCAAU
Mycena citricolor is the source of this 7819-nucleotide messenger RNA. Lineage: Eukaryota; Fungi; Basidiomycota; Agaricomycetes; Agaricales; Mycenaceae. The record is from the annotation of a GenBank genome assembly.